UCUAAGCAAGAGUUGGGAAGAGUUACCUCCCUUAGAGUUUUCAAGAUGGGUAGCCUGACAGAAGUUCUUGAGUGUUUGUCUGUGUUUUUAAAGACAGUGCUGCAGCCUGACGUCAGUGAUGACUUUGACUUGAAGAGUUUGUUGAAGGUGUCCCGAGACCCACGCUUGUCCGUGGAGGAUGUACUGCAGUCUGUGGGGAAGCUCGUGGGCCAGUUGCAGACACUCCAUGUACAACUCGCAAACAAGAUAAAGCAGGAUAAAGAAGAUAGAACAGAGGAGGCAAACAAAGACAUGGAAAUAGAAGUCUCACGAGGAACAGCAACCUUGGAAAGUCCAGUUCUAGUGUCGGAUCCUGCUGCAGGAACUACACUUACAGAUCCACCUGUUGUUUCCAUGGUUACAGGCACUGGCUCGGAUAUGUCAGAAUCAGUCCCUCUGUCAAAGAGUGAAUGUAGAAAGACUGACGUACUGUCUGUAAAUGUAACAACGAUCAGCCCCCUUAAUGUGCAGAUCAAGGCAUCCAGGGCAGAAGUUGAGAGGAGGAUGUGUGCGUUCAUCGAGAAGAAGCAGAGCGAGGUGAACCAGCAGAAUAACCGGGAGUUCUGUAGUGUCAUCCGCUUUGAGACAGAGGUUGAGUCUUCUUGUGCCAGGACGGAUGCUGUGUUUGUGCCACGUGCAGGGUGCAAGAGUCACAUCAAGAUAUCUCGAGUUGUCAAUCCAUAUGGACCACAGACAAGACUAAGGCCAGAAGGACCCCGACACAGACUGGAUGUGAACCUGAAGUCCCAGUCAUGUGGCCUUGAUGAAAGGAUAAAGAAUGUUGAAGCUCACUUAAAUUUACCGUCAACAGAUGGAUCCAAGUCGGAUGUUUACAACAGACUGAAAGCACUGGAAGACAGAAUAUUAUUCCUUGAAGGAUUGUCUCCAGAAUAUUUUCAAAAUGUUCCAGGGCCAAAAAGACAGAAAGUAGAAGCCCCUGCUAUGGAGAAAGACCCGCUUCAGGAAAUGAGUUUGCAAGAUAUAGAUGAUAGAAUACAAGCCCUCCAGUCGUCCCUGAAGAUGAAGAGAGCUGGUACAGGAUGGCUGCAUUAACACAGCAGCAGCAUCACCACCACAACAUGGUGGCCAACGCUCAUGUACCUCCUUGUUUUGUUAUUGAUGGAUAAACAUUCAUACAAA
Messenger RNA from Haliotis rufescens (red abalone), 1179 nucleotides. Its product is annotated as MAP3K12-binding inhibitory protein 1-like. The coding region runs from base 46 to 1092 and encodes 348 amino acids. The record is from RefSeq and is a predicted model, not a curated record. The transcript has 8 exons. Lineage: Eukaryota; Metazoa; Mollusca; Gastropoda; Lepetellida; Haliotidae.